AUGUCUCAGCUUUGGAAACUUGUUCUCCUAUGCGGUCUCCUCACUGGGACCUCAGCAUCUCUUCUCGAGGCUCUUGGCAAUGGGCUGAGCAAUGAUGUGGAAAAGCUGAAACCUGUUAUUAGCCAAGGGCUCAAAGCAGUUGACGACAUUCUUGAAGUUCCCCUUCAGAAACUGAAGCUCGAAUUGAAGUUGCUUCAGGAAUCCAACGCUUGGCAACUGGUGAAGCAGAAGAUCCUUGAAGCCGGGAAGUUGGUGGGAAAUGUCCUUUCUCCACUCCUUCCAAGCUUUAAGGAUGCUUGGGGGAUAAAAGUGAAUGGCUUCCAGAUCCUGGAUAUCAAGAUUGAACCAACUGAGGACGGCAGUAUCUUUAACUUCAGGUUCCCCAUCACCGCCAGCAUCUCUGUGAACCUGCCCUUGGUCCACCGGGAUGUUGACCUGAAGGUCUCCGUGGACCUCAUGAUUAGUGCCAGAAUUCAGACUGAUCCCCAGACCAACCAGCCCACCGUGAUCCUGGGAGAAUGCACCAGCGACCUAGCCAGUGUGUCACUCUCCUUGUCGGGCGGAGCUGGAGCCAAGUGUGACUUGAAGGAAGCCGUGAAUGAGGUCUUGGUGGUGAAGACAUCUCAUGGGGCACUGGGGCAAGCAGCCGGUCAGACAAACUUCGAACUGAUCAACAAGGUGUUGAAGCCUGUGGUCAAAACACUGAAACCUGCCGUGUCCCUCAAGUUGCAGAGCCAGGUGUGCCCACUGAUCCGCAUAGUCAUCCAAACCUUGGAUCCUGUCUUCAUACAGAACAUCGUCAGCCGUGCAGGGUGUGUGGGAAAGGACUGGACAGAAGGCCUAGGGCAGCUUGGAUCCCAGCAGGUGUCCAGUGAGUGGCUGCUGCCCGAGGGCAGCCGCUGCUGCUAA
Molecule: messenger RNA, 909 nt
Organism: Carlito syrichta (Philippine tarsier)
Lineage: Eukaryota; Metazoa; Chordata; Mammalia; Primates; Tarsiidae
Gene: BPIFA2
Product: BPI fold containing family A member 2
Exons: 8
Coding region: 1-909 (302 amino acids)
Molecular function (GO): lipid binding
Source: RefSeq, a predicted model, not a curated record